AUGGAUUACGUCAUUCGACUGGCACAUACGGAUGUAGAACAGUCGACAGCUCAUGAGGAUGAUAGUGGGAGUAGUUCUGAAGAAGAACAAGUCGAUGAUACUAGUGAGGUUGACCUUACUGCUACAGUGAAUUGGCAAGAGCAAGCAGUAACCAUCGAUCAACAAGAUAUCGAACUUGAUUUGUCAUUAUAUCCUACUAUCGAAGAGGUAAUGCGAAAUAUCUUUCCGGAAGCAGAAAACGCUAAUGUCAAAAGAUAUGUCAAGCAAAUUUCUAGGGCUAAUAAAUUAGAUCCGAUCGUUGUGAUUAAGCCCAAUCCUACUUGGUCGCAACUUACGGAUGGAUUGCAUAUAACAAUGCCAUGGACCAAUUCGCAACAGAUAACCUCAACAACAACCAGAGAAGGGACGAAAAUAGCAGAUGUAUAUUCCCAUUUGGAUAUCCAGGAAUUGCAUACUGUUCGGGAUGGUAUUUGUAGCGGAGACCUUACCCAAACGGGUUCCACGUCCCUCAAGGACUACAAGCGAGUAUCGUACCUGGAACUAAUAAUCCGGUAG
Molecule: messenger RNA, 555 nt
Organism: Paraglomus brasilianum
Lineage: Eukaryota; Fungi; Glomeromycota; Glomeromycetes; Paraglomerales; Paraglomeraceae
Source: the annotation of a GenBank genome assembly